UUAUACUGAAGUGCCUUGGUGUGGCUAAAAACAACUUAUCUCUAUAAAAUGGAUGCAUUAGCUGUCCCGCAGAAUAGAGAGAAAGGCUGGUACCUGUCUCUCAUGGCACCUAACACAAAAGGACCUAAGUUUGCAUGGCUUGACCCGUCCAGAUUCUACUGCAAUGGACAGGCUUUAUCAGAUUGUGUGAAGGAUCUCCUAAGACCAUUCCAGAAUGAGUCCAUUGACUUGGUAGCGGGAAUAGACGCCAUGGGAUUCAUCCUUGGAUCUGCUGUGGCCACGACCCUGGGAAAAGGUUUUUUGGCUAUUCGCAAAGCAGGACACUUGUGUGUGCAAACGCAAACUCAGGAAUACACAGAUUACUCUGGGAGAGAGAAACUCAUGGAAGUGCGUGUUGACGUUUUAAGACCAGGUCUGCGUGUGCUCAUUGUUGACCAAUGGAUAGAAACUGGAGGCACUAUGAAAGCUGCAAUCAAACUGGUGGAGAAACAGGGAGCUACUGUCGUAGGGGUUGCUGCUGUGGCCAUUGAAAACAGUGAAGGUGGCAAGUGGAUAAAAGACAACUAUAGGUGUUCUCACUGUAUCCCUGACCAACUGCAGUCUCAAAUAGACGGCCAAUAUCUGGAAUCUUUUAAGGCCUUGAGUGGACCAACCCAAUAAAGCAGGCACUGAGAGGAUUCCACAGGGAGGAAGAGACCAGAAGAGGUCAGCUUUGAGUCACAUUCUCAGAGACAUCAUACGCCAUCAACAGUUUUCCACAGUAUACAACUACAAAACUGUCUAAUGUCUUAAGCCUUGGCUGGAGAAGAAUGAAAUCUCUGCUAUACCUUGACAAGAGCCAUGCUGACCAUAAAUUACAAUAUGGUAAUACGGUAAACACACCAGCCAUACUUGAGAGCUGUUAGACUCCUCUCGGGAAUUCUUUUCAGUCAGGUUACCUAGUGCCUUUCCACCACAACUCCCUUUUGAUCCUGAAACAUUUACUUUUACGAUCAUUCAUUAAUUAUCAGAGUUUAUAGGGAACUAAUGGGCUAUUUUUCUGGAUGAAUACCAAAGUGUAUUAAAUACUCUAUGUCUUA
Messenger RNA from Chanos chanos (milkfish), 1079 nucleotides. Its product is annotated as adenine phosphoribosyltransferase. The transcript is spliced from 5 exons. The record is from RefSeq and is a predicted model, not a curated record. Gene Ontology annotation, molecular function: adenine phosphoribosyltransferase activity. Bases 49 to 660 code for a protein of 203 amino acids. Lineage: Eukaryota; Metazoa; Chordata; Actinopteri; Gonorynchiformes; Chanidae.